Messenger RNA from Trichobilharzia regenti, 1581 nucleotides. NCBI's taxonomy places the organism in Eukaryota, Metazoa, Platyhelminthes, Trematoda, Strigeidida, Schistosomatidae. The record is from the annotation of a GenBank genome assembly.
AUGAAUCACCAGUCAACUCCUCCAGCAGAAAAACUUUCAAACACGCGGUUUGACCUUGAAAAGCUUAAUAACAAAGCAGUUAUCCUGAUGGAUAUACAGAGCGCAAUACUUCACGAGUUAGAUAUUACAAAUGAAUUCAGAUCAGACGUAUUGGCGAGUAAACUUGGAGUCGACCAUCAGGUGAUUGUUGGAGGGAUAAAAAGCUUAGAAAACUAUAACGGAAUAAUAAAGUGUGAAAAUAUUACUGAAGUGCUUUUAUUACUGACAGAAGAAGGCGAAGAGAUAUUGAACAAUGGUAGUCACGAAUAUCGAGUGUAUUGUGCAGUCCCUGGGUCAGGUGUAGCACAAAGUGAUAUUUUGAAAAUAUUUCCCAGUGCUAAAAUAGGCAUUAGUAAAGCACUUGCUUUAAAGUGGAUAAAAUUAACAAAAACUGAAGAUGGUACACCCUAUUUAUAUCGUCUGAUUCCUGAAGUGAACGAUGAUGUGCAGCAACUACUGUCGGAAGUAAAACAGUCCACAUGUUCGUUAUCUGAUAAUGACAAGUCGCAGCUAAAGAAACGAAAACUAGUAAAUGAAUCAAAGCGUACGUUGUAUUUGGUCCGGCAAGGUCCCGCAUUUUCCACAAAUUUAAGCGCAGAAGAAACAGAUUUAUCAUCUGACUUACUAUCAAGUGGAGAAUGGCAAACAGCCAGAUUUAAAGCCUACAACUUUGAUGCUCUUGGUGCUACUCUACCGUCUGGACACUUACAUCCUCUUCUGUGUGUUCGCGCAGAAUUCUGCAGGAUACUUUGUGAUAUGGGAUUUUCUGAAAUGCCAACAAACAAUUAUGUUGAAUCUAGUUUCUGGAAUUUCGAUAGCCUUUUCCAGCCUCAACAACACCCUGCUCGAGAUGCUCAUGACACAUUUUUCGUUUCAGAUCCUAUGUUUACUGAUGUAAACAAAACAGUCGAUGCUAGUUAUGUUGAUAAGGUUCGUACUGUGCAUACUCAAGGUGCUUUCGGUAGUCGAGGUUAUCAGUCAAACUGGUCGAUGAAAGAGGCUGAAAAAAAUGUAUUACGUACUCAUACGACAGCAGUCAGUGCGCGUAUGCUUUACGCUCUGGCAAAAAAGACUCCAUUUACUCCUGCAAAAUAUUACAGUAUUGAUCGUGUAUUCCGUAAUGAGAAUUUAGACGCAACUCAUUUGGCAGAAUUUCAUCAAGUCGAGGGUGUAGUCGCUGAUUUCGGUCUUGGUUUAAGUCAUUUGAAAGCUGUAAUUCGGACAUUCUUCGCCAAAUUAGGACUGCAUCAACUACGUUUCAAACCAGCCUAUAAUCCGUAUACUGAGCCCAGUAUGGAAGUAUUCAGCUAUCAUCCUGGUCUCAAAAAAUGGAUAGAAAUAGGAAAUUCCGGACUAUUCCGUCCUGAAAUGCUUCGACCAAUGGGGUUGCCUGAAGGACUGUCUGUAUUAGGUUGGGGUUUGUCGCUGGAACGACCAACUAUGAUUCGUUAUGGUUAUAAAAAUAUUCGUGAUUUGGUUGGUCCAAAAAUUGAUCUGAAUAUGAUAUACAAAACACCAUUAUGUCGUAUGGAUAAAUUUUAA